CUGUUUCCAUUCUACAAAAAUAUCACAAACCAAAUACACUACUCUCAAAUCUCUCAAAACUAAAGAAAGAUAAGAAAAAUGGCAGAAGCUAAUCGUUGUCACAUCGCUUUUGAGAUCCUUUUGGCAAUCCUCUUGCCUCCUCUCGGUGUUUGCCUUAGAACUGGCUGUUGCACUUGCGAGUUCUUGAUAUGUGUGGUGUUGACACUGUUGGGAUACAUUCCUGGAAUCAUCUACGCCAUCUAUGUGAUCGCCUUCAGGAGCUCGCCGUCGGUUGGGGCUGAGGAUCACUACCGUGCACUUCCGCAGUAGACGAUCGAAAACCCGGUUACCCGAAUUGUUGAAGAUAUUGUUCAUCUUUUGCAUCCUAUCUUUCGUUUUUUCUUCAUAAGUUGUAUUAAACAUUUGCAUCUCAGUUUCUUAGAUGCUGGGACUUGGGAGGGUGUUGUUGUAAGUUGUUAUCGGGAAAACUGAUUUUGGCGCACUUUUAUGAGAGUAGAGCACAAUCCUGGUCAGGGUAAGCCAAAUCAUUUUUUGGUGUGUCAAAAUCAGACUUCCCUUUUUGUUAUUGUGGACCUGUGGUUGUUGUCUCGUUUUAACUUUCGAGUUGAAUGGUGUUUAAAUGAAAACGAUCCUUGUUGGCAA
This is a messenger RNA of Spinacia oleracea (spinach), 642 nucleotides long. RefSeq names its product UPF0057 membrane protein At4g30650. The record is from RefSeq and is a predicted model, not a curated record. The coding region runs from base 79 to 309 and encodes 76 amino acids. Gene Ontology annotation, cellular component: membrane. Lineage: Eukaryota; Viridiplantae; Streptophyta; Magnoliopsida; Caryophyllales; Amaranthaceae. The transcript has 2 exons.